GCGCGAAGAUAUAGUCCGUUAUAUUUUCGGAUGUCUUGCUGAAAGUGCACUCUUGACAAUAAUAAUAACUGCAGCUAAAGAUAAAAUUUGGUUACAUUUGGAAGUGAUAAUUCUCAUCUGAGAAGUAAAGUUGUUAAAAGCCUCGUAAGACCGGUUCGCAGCGACGCGUAUAUAAUGGCCCACGUGCGUGUAGCCAUAAGCCGUUUUUUCUCCCCGAAAGCCGGCAUUUUGAAGUUACCCCUUAUUCCGUUGAGUUGCAGCUUUGCGACAGCCGCCGGAAAAAUGGGCCUUCCUAAGGUGUUUUUCGAAGUCACUGCCAACGGCGAGCCUCUGGGACGGAUAGUAAUUGAGCUGCGAUCGGAUGUGGCCCCGAAGACCGCCGAAAACUUCCGGGCUCUUUGCACUGGAGAAAAGGGCUUUGGCUACAGCGGCAGCACCUUUCACCGCGUCAUCCCCAACUUCAUGUGCCAAGGAGGGGACUUCACGAAUCACAACGGCACCGGUGGCAAGUCCAUCUAUGGCGAGAAGUUCGAGGAUGAAAACUUUGUCCUGAAGCACUCUGGACCGGGUAUUUUGUCCAUGGCCAAUGCUGGCCCCAACACUAAUGGAUCGCAGUUCUUCCUUACCACUGUGAGGACCCCUUGGCUUGAUGGAAAGCACGUGGUCUUCGGCUCCGUCGUUGAAGGCAUGGAGGUCGUCAAGAAGAUGGAGAACUUAGGUACCCAGAAUGGCAAGACUAGCAAGAAGCUGGUUAUUCAGAGCUGUGGUCAGCUGUGCUAAGCGACCAUGUAUUAGAUGAGCAGCAUUCACUUCUUUCAUGCUCCUCCUUUGCAACACUGCAGCCACUUUUCCUUUGCCUCUCUACGUCAAAUAGGCCAUUGGUUCUUAUCUGCCUUGCCCUAAAUUGCACCACUAUUGGUAUGUCUUCUCUAAUGUGGUUGUACUUGUGUGUUGCACACACUUGGUAAAUGUGUCAAUAAAAAUCCAUUUCCACCACA
Messenger RNA from Dermacentor albipictus, 998 nucleotides. Its product is annotated as peptidyl-prolyl cis-trans isomerase-like. The record is from RefSeq and is a predicted model, not a curated record. Gene Ontology annotation, biological process: protein folding; protein peptidyl-prolyl isomerization. Lineage: Eukaryota; Metazoa; Arthropoda; Arachnida; Ixodida; Ixodidae. Gene Ontology annotation, cellular component: intracellular membrane-bounded organelle. Gene Ontology annotation, molecular function: peptidyl-prolyl cis-trans isomerase activity.